Molecule: messenger RNA, 684 nt
Organism: Oldenlandia corymbosa var. corymbosa
Lineage: Eukaryota; Viridiplantae; Streptophyta; Magnoliopsida; Gentianales; Rubiaceae
Source: the annotation of a GenBank genome assembly
AUGACCUUGACCGGAGAAGAUGAGCACCGUUUAAACCCGGCUCUCAUUGGUUCCAUUAGGUCGGUUUUAGCUCAAGUCAAGUCACAAGCCACGAGAGGAUCCCUUCUCGUCACUUCGGCUCAUGGCAAGUUCUUCUCCAACGGCAUUGAUCUUAGAUAUGUUCUUGCUGCCGGUCCAUAUCAAGCUGCAAAAGAUCGACUCAUGAAAAUGGUGGACAUGUUCAAGCCAUUGGUGGCCAAUCUCAUAUCGCUACCCAUGCCUACAAUCGCCGUUGUCACAGGCCAUGCGGCCGGAGCAGGCCUAGUGCUCGCAAUGAGCCACGACUACAUCACAAUGACAUCGAACAAAGGCGUGUUAUACAUGUGCGAACUUGACCUAGGAUCGAGUUUGCCGGACUAUUUCACGGCCAUAUUUAGGUCAAAACUCGGCUCGCCCUCAGCUCGGUGCGCGUUACUGUUGAGGGCGGCGAAGGUGAGGGGCAAAGAGGCAUUGGAAAUGGGAAUAAUAGAUUCGGUGCAUGGGAAUGAGGAAGAGGCAAUGAAAGCUGCGAAGCGUUUAGGAGAUGAAUUGGGAAAGAAGAAAUGGGAGGGUAAAGCCUAUGCAGAAAUUAGGAAGGGAUUAUAUCCUGAGUUAUGUGGAAGUUUGGGAUUGAAAUAUACACAUAUACUGCCUUCCCGGAUUUAA